AUGGAGAGCCCCAGCCUCACCUCAGUGACCGAGUUCAUCCUCCUUGGCCUCUCCAGUCGGCCUGAGCUCCAGGUGCAUCUCUUCCUCCUCUUCCUCAUGAUCUACCUGAUGAUCUUGCUGGGGAACCUGCUCAUUGUGUUGCUGAUAUUGAGGGAUUCACGCCUCCAUACACCUAUGUACUUCUUCCUCAUUAAUUUAUCCAUUCUAGAGGUUUGUUACACAUCCUGUGUGUUUCCACAGAUGCUGGUACACUUCUUUGCAGAGAGAAAGUCCAUCUCGUAUUCCUGCUGUGUCAUACAGGUCUACACAUUCUUGUCCUUUGGCAUUGCAGAGUGCUAUAUCCUAUCAGUGAUGGCCUAUGACCGCUAUGUUGCCAUUCGAGACCCCUUAAGGUACACAGUCAUAAUGAACUGGGGUGUAUGUGGGAGGCUAGCUGCUGCAUCAUGGUUGGGUGGCUUUAUGGCAUCCACAGUAGAUACAGUGACCACAUUUCAGCUCUCAUUCUGUCGGGAUAAUGUUAUCAAUCAUUUUUUGUGUGAAAUGCCUGCCCUACUGCACCUCUCAUGUAGUGACACAAACCAUGCAGAGUUGAUCAUGCAAGUCCUCUGUAUAUUUACACUUUUGUCCCCUGUCACAUUCAUCAUCCUUUCCUAUACACAGAUCAUCAUUGCUGUCCUUCGAAUUCGCUCUUCUCAGGGGCGCAGAAAAGCUUUUUCUACUUGCUCUUCCCACCUUCUGAUUGUCACUCUAUUUUUUGGGACUGUAAUAUCUCUUUACAUGAAGCCUCAUUCUCUAUCCACUCCAGAAUACAAUAAGAUUGUUUCUGUAUUUUAUAUAGCUUUCACACCUACCCUCAACCCUCUUAUCUAUAGCCUGAGGAAUAAGGAUGUGAAGAUGGCUCUGAGAAGACUUUUGGGGAAACCUGAAGAUGCUUAA
This is a messenger RNA of Monodelphis domestica (gray short-tailed opossum), 936 nucleotides long. Its product is annotated as olfactory receptor 5M5-like. The record is from RefSeq and is a predicted model, not a curated record. Lineage: Eukaryota; Metazoa; Chordata; Mammalia; Didelphimorphia; Didelphidae. Gene Ontology annotation, biological process: G protein-coupled receptor signaling pathway. Gene Ontology annotation, molecular function: G protein-coupled receptor activity; olfactory receptor activity. Gene Ontology annotation, cellular component: membrane.